AUGGCAUCGUCGGAAAAGCGAUGCUUAUACGAAGUCCUCGAACUCGGCCUCGACUGCUCAGCUGAUGAAAUCCGGUCGGCGUACCGGCGGCUGGCGCUUCAGCGCCACCCCGACAAGCUCGUCCGAAGUGGCGUCCCUGAAGCGGAGGCGACGGCCGCCUUUCAGGAGCUCGUCAACGCUUACGAGGUCCUAUCCGACCCACGAGAGCGAGCCUGGUACGACUCGCACCGGAACCAAAUCCUUUUCUCCUCGACCUCCGCCGCCAGCGGUUCGUCGGGUUUCGUGCCCGAUUUGUUUUCAUUCUUCUCAAAUUCGGUCUAUAAUGGGUAUUCAGACUCGGGGCGGGGUUUCUACAAGGUUUAUGGGGAUUUGUUUGACAGAAUUUAUGCCAAUGAGUUAAAUUUCGCGAAGAAAUUAGGGUUGGCAUUGCCGAGGGAAGCUCCGGUCAUGGGCUGUUUGGAGAGUCCUUAUGUUCAGGCAAGAUUUGUAUUUUCUUUGAAUUAUUUUGCUAGCCUGUUUCUGGCUGUUGAGAAUUCUUUUCAAAUGCGGGUCACAGCAUUUUAUAACUACUGGUUAGGAUUUAUUACUGUGCUGGACUUCUUUUGGGUGGAUGAAUAUGAUGCAAUGGCUGGACCAAACAGGAGAUCAAGGAGGAAAAUGGAGGAGGAGAAUAAGAAGUUGAGGAAAAAAGCUAAGAGAGAGUAUAAUGAGACAGUUAGGGGACUGGCAGAGUUUGUAAAGAAGAGGGAUAAGAGAGUAAUUGAUAUGAAAUUAAAGAGGAGUGCGGAGAUGGAGAGGAAGAGAGAGGAGGAGAGACAGAAAAAGAAAGAGUUGGAGAGAGAGAAAGCAGAGAAAGCUAGAAAUUAUGAGGAGCCUGAGUGGGCCAAGGUAGAGGCGAUUGAAGAUGACGAGGUUGAGGAUGUGGUGUUGGAGAAGAGAAAUGAGUUUUAUUGUGUAGUUUGCAGCAAGAAAUUCAAGAGCGAUAAGCAAUGGAGGAACCAUGAGCAGUCUAAGAAGCACAAAGAGAAAGUGGCAGAAUUGAGGGAAGCAUUUAGCGAGGAAGAUAAAGAAUAUGAAGCUGCAACUGAAGGGAACAGAAGUGAAGCAGAUGAUGAAGACGAUGUUGGUUAUUUGUCAGCUGAUGAGGAGGUAAAUGAGUUAGGGGAGCAAUUUGAGGGAAAUGUUGGUAUUCAAGAAAAUAUCAGUAGUGAUGAUGGACAGAAUGAAUCCAGUAUGGCAAAUAAAUUUUCUGUUAUUGAUGAUGAUGAUGAUGACAAUAAAAAUAGCAAUAAUGAAGAAAGUGAAUUAGAUGACAAUGAGAUGAGCAUCCUUGAAGCUAUGUUGUCUGAGCAUAAAAGCAGGAAGAAGUUGGGCAAUUGGCCUAAGGCUCCAGCUAACAAAGGUGAAGAUAGCAAUGAAUUGGAGUUCAUGGAGUAUAAUGACACAAAGGGUUCACGGAGAAAUAGAGGUGGCCGGAGGCGGAAGGGUAAAGGUCAAGAAGAAGAAAAAGAACAAGUGGAAACUAUGAAAACAAAUGUGGCAGAAAAAAGUGGUGUGCCUGAGGAACAUGAUGAGGAAGUUUAUGAUGCUGGGGAGCCCAGUUCUCAUUCCUUACCAGAAUCUGGGACUAAGAGAGCAGAUAAUAAAACAGAAAGAAGGAAUAAACGUUUGCAGAAUGCUGCAAAAAAGAAAGAUUCAACAAAGAAGGAAAAUGUUUCCAAGCAGAAAGCUGCAUCAAAAGGAAGAAAAGAAAGGGUGGCUACAAAUGGUUCUGACAACACGUGUGAGAAGUGCGGAGAACAAUUUGAAACAAGGAACAAACUGCAUAAACAUCUGGGGGAGACUGGACAUGCUUCACUAAGAUACCAGUGA
Molecule: messenger RNA, 1872 nt
Organism: Striga asiatica
Lineage: Eukaryota; Viridiplantae; Streptophyta; Magnoliopsida; Lamiales; Orobanchaceae
Source: the annotation of a GenBank genome assembly